Durotheca rogersii is the source of this 657-nucleotide messenger RNA. RefSeq lists its product as uncharacterized. Lineage: Eukaryota; Fungi; Ascomycota; Sordariomycetes; Xylariales; Xylariaceae. Bases 1 to 657 code for a protein of 218 amino acids. The record is from RefSeq and is a predicted model, not a curated record. The transcript has 3 exons.
AUGUUGAUCGGUUUCCUACAGCAAAUAAACCUCCCAUUCCGCUCUGGCCCCACCACCCGAGAGGCUGCCGUCCACGCUUCCAACGCCCCUACCACUCCUCGCGCGGCCGCUACCUCUCGUUACGCCACCCCUCGUCCGGCGGACCCUCAAGCCCUGCCCUGCCGCCGAUGCGCACGCGCUCUACGCACCUGCUACGAGGCCGAGGGGCGCGGCUCCGCUUGCGCCGAGUGCGCUGCCCGCGGCCACCGUUGCCUGCCGCUGCCGUAUAUCGCCCUCAACGCCGCCCGCGGAUGGAUGGCAGACCGCUCCGCCGACAGCGGCUCCCUCCUUCGGGACGCCCUCUCCUUCGCCAACGCCGCCAAGCGCCUAUUAGCCUCUGGCCUCAUCGAACAAGAGUUUGCAGCCACCGUAGCCCAAGCCGCCCGCCCGGUUCCUCGCUUCGGCGCAGGUGGGGCGGCCUCUGCCGGCCCGCCCCCCUCUGCCGAUGCCGCCCUCCGCGGCGAGGUUUCGCGCCUAGAGGCGCGGAUCAGCGCGUUGGAGCGCUCCCCGCGCCCUGUUUGCCCCCCCGGAUCUCAUGUCGCUCGUGCUCUCCCAGAUGAGGAAGUGGAGACGUCGGAGUUUUCUCUGGGAGAGGGGGAGGAGGACGACGACGACUAG